UUCAUAUUCUAGUACUGUAUUUUGGUCCAAAUGGGACGCACAGUCACGUCUCCGCCCUGUUCUGUCCCUGCGCGCCCAGCCUCUUCCCAGCGAAUUUAAUCACUAAAAUGUUUUUUUCUGGAGCAGCGGAGGAGACUCCGACGGGGAAAGGAAGGGAAGAAGUGAAUGACUACUAGUGGAAUAACUCAACAACACCGCCCAGUCGGCGGACAUUUAUCACGGUGGGCUCGUAUUCAGGCUUUUAAAUGUAGAGGUUGUAGGUGUUACCAAGUGCGCACCGUUAUUUAUUUAGAGAGGGGGACUUUUCAUUGGCAGAGAUGGAAAGUGUGCAGGCUGUCGCUGAGGACGGCGCGUCAGAUGGAGGCGCGACCAAGUUAAUGAAGAAGCCCAGCGGACUGUCUGUCGCCCGGGGGACUCCAGCGGAUGAUGGCGGUGGACAUUUCUCACCCUCCCGCGUAGAGGCAAGGCACGGGAAUGGCCUCUCUCAUUCCGGCUCCACGGCGGGAUCUAGUGCGUCAAACCGAGCCGUAGCGUCUAAUGGCCGGAGCUCAUCCAGCAACUCUAGCUCUCUCCUGUUGAGACGGAGGCGCUUGAAGAGGAACCUCUCCGCCGCAGCUGCAGCCACUACCGCCACCUCAGCUGUCACCGCCGCCUGCGGCGCGAAGAUGAACUCGGCCCUGUCCUCUGCGUCUCUGCACACUCGGAGUCUGGAUAGGAAGUCUAUGCUGAAGCACCGACAGAACAUGCAGCUGCAGCCCGCAGAUCGCGAGUGGGUGAGAGCAGAUCUCCACCGGGGCUCCAUACAUGUCCACGACAGACUGACGCCCUCAUAUCCCAGGCCGGUCCUUUGCACUAUGGACACCACAGCCGGCGAGGUGGCGCUCCGACUGAGUAAACUCUGCAGCAAGUCGAGCUCUGUUAUGCGCAUUUUUUGUAAAGAUAGCUCUAAGACUGAUCAAAAUGGCAACUGCAAUGUGAAGUAUGACUAUAGUGAUAAUUCGUGUAAGGUGAAAGAAGAUUCAAGUAUAAAAUGCAACCACCUGACCCCUCUGGAAUCCACAGAAUUAAGGAGCCAUCCCAGUGACAGGUUGAGACUGCUGCUCAUGGAGAAUGCAGAUGAGAGGCAAAAGCAACAGGACGUUGAUGGAAAACUUUUCACCCCAGAAUCAGAGUCACAAGACAACAUAACCUGCUCGCUGUCAGACUUAAAUUCUAACUCUAACAUGGAUACCCCCAAUGACGAUGAUUCGGAGCACAGGAAUGGUGUGGACAGCUAUGGAUUAAAUUCUGGUUCGGAUGUGGAGAGCAGCGCAUUUGAUGACCUGAGCUCUGGGGCCCGGCUCAGUGAACACAGGGACUCCCUCAGUGAUGACAUGAUCCUGGGAACAGAGGCGUCCAUCCUCAGUCCCUCCUUUGACAGUGCCACAGAGGGCCAUGACAUGUAUGGUAGCUCCUCAGACGAGCUGGAGCUUGACUGUCCUGCGUCGAGCACAAGCAUGGACCCCAUCUCCCAACACCACACCAAUGGCAUCGCCGCUGUCACCGCCAAUUACAAGCAGUGCAACAUGGGACAUUUAAACGACAUGACAAACAAUAUGGGGCCGGAUAGCAGACUCAGCCCACACGGUCUGGGCAGCCUGCCACCCAGCAGUAGUGCCGGCUCAUUGUCAAGAGCCUGUUCUACAGGUAAUACACCUGACAUCCAAGAUCCGAACUGUGUCCAGGGUGCUGUGAAAUCAGGGCUGACUGCACAUCACAAUGGAGAUUCCUGUGAUUCCAGCCCCACACUGUAUGUUCAGCUGCAUGGUGAAGCUGUCAGGAGGCUUAGCCCAGAUGAGAGGCCUCUGCAGAUCCAGAAUGACUUUCUCUUUAAGCUUGGAUUUAAGGACCCGUGGAGAGUUCAAGAGGAAGGGCUAAACACAGAAAUUGGCUCCUUGUUACGUUUUUAUGCAGGGAAGCCGCAAAGCAUCGAGAGCUCAGAGCGGGUCCAGCUGUCCGGGACCUACAACGUUCGUAAAGGGAAGCUCCAGCUGCCAGUCAACCGCUGGACCAGACGGCAGGUCAUCCUGUGCGGCACCUGCCUCAUCGUCUCCUCUGUCAAGGAGAGCCAGACUGGGAAGAUGCACAUCCUGCCGCUCAUUGGAGGAAAAGUGGAGGAGGUGAAGAAGCACAAUCACUGUUUGGCCUUCAGCUCGGCAGGGCCUCAGAGUCAAACCUACUACGUCAGUUUUGACAGCUUCACGGAGCACCUGCGCUGGCACAGACACGCUGCCAAGAUGGUGUCCCAGAGAAUCAACUCGGUAGAUCUGUCCUGCUGCAGUCUGGAGCAUCUUCCUCCCAACCUCUUCUACAGCCACGACCUCACCCACCUCAACCUCAAACACAACUUUCUGCCUGCAGACCAGCGCUUGCAGCAGCUGCAGAGGUUUUCUCGUCUACGGAGUCUCAACCUGUCCAACAAUCACCUUGGCCAGUUCCCCCUGGCGAUCUGUGAAAUCCCCACCCUGACGGAGGUCAACCUCAGCUGUAACUACCUGGCCUCCGUCCCCAGCUCUGUGGGAGCCAUGACCAAUUUACAGACGUUCCUGUUAGAUGGAAACAGUUUAAAUGACCUGCCCGACGAGCUGGGAUCGCUCCAGAGGCUGAGCUACAUGGGACUUUCCUUCAACCAGUUCAACCACGUACCCCAGGUGCUGGAGCGGUUGUCCUCCAUGGAGAAGCUGUGCAUGGCCGGAAACCACCUGGAAACACUCACCCUGCAGAAUUUCAGACUGCUUCAUGUCAAACACAUCGAUCUGAGGUUGAAUAAGAUCUCCAUCAUGGUGCCAGAUGAGCCUGACCUGCUGAGGCACGUGACCCAGCUGGACGUGAGGGAUAACAGGCUGACAGACCUGGAUGCUUCGGUCUUUCCCCGGCUGGAGGUGCUUCACUGUGAGAGGAACCACAUCACCGGCCUCAAGGCCAAGGGUUGCUUGCUCAAGGGCAUCUACGCCUCCAGCAACGAGCUACGACAACUGGAUGUCAGUCCUGUGCCCUCCAAUCUUAGUUACAUGGAUAUCUCAAGGAACCAUAUGGAGUCCUUGCCAGACUGGCUGUGUGAAGCGAAGAAGCUGGAAGUUUUGGACGUGAGCCACAACCUCAUCAGUGAGCUCCCAGCACGGUUGUUAUGCAGCAACAGUCUGAGGAAGCUGAGUGCAGGACAUAACCAGUUGCAGAGGCUGCCUGAAAGAGUGGAGCGCCCUCUGCUGGAGGUUUUAGAUGUACAGCACAAUCAACUGGUGGAGCUGCCGUGCAACCUGUUCCUCAAAUCUGACAGCUUACGAUGCGUAAAUGCAUCGGCCAACAAGCUGGAGCACCUGCCACCAUCCACUCUAUCAGAGGAAAGCCACAGCAUCCUGCAGGAGCUCUACUUGACCAAUAAUCGGUUGACAGACAAGUGUGUGCCCAUGCUAACAGGCCACACACACCUGCGAGUUUUGCACAUGGCCUACAACCAUCUGCAGACUUUCCCUGCCAGUAAAAUGGCCAAGCUGGAGGAGCUGGAAGAGGUGGACCUGAGCGGAAACAUGCUGAAGACCGUCCCCACCACCAUUAUGAACUGCCGGCGCAUGCAUACACUCAUCGCCCACUCUAAUGCUAUUGAGGUCUUUCCUGAGGUCAUGCAGCUGAUGGAGAUGAAAUGCGUGGAUCUGAGCUGUAAUGAGCUGAGUGAGAUUACUCUGCCGGAAAAUCUGCCUCCAAAGCUUCAGGAGCUGGACCUCACUGGAAACCCUCGUCUCAACCUGGACCACAAGACCCUCGAGCAGCUUAAUAACAUUCGCUGUUUCCGUAUUGAUCCGCCUCCAACCUUUUCUUCGAAUGAGGCAUCUGGAGGGCCUGCUGUGUGGAGUCAUGGUUACACAGAGGCCUCGGGCGUCAAGAACAAACUCUGUGUUGCGGCCCUUUCAGUGAACAGUUUCUGUGGGAGUCGUGAAGCUCUGUAUGGCGUGUUUGACGGAGACAGAAAUGUGGAAGUGCCCUACCUCUUGCAGUGCACAAUGAACGAUGUGCUGGCUGAAGAACUACACAAAACCAAGAGCGAAGAGGACUACAUGACCAACACCUUCCUCGUCAUGCAAAGGAAACUUGGAACUGCAGGACAGAAGCUGGGUGGCUCGGCGGCUCUGUGUCACAUUCGCCACGACCCCACCGAUCCUGGCGGCUGCUUCACCCUCACAGCUGCUAACGUGGGCAAGUGCCAGGCCAUCCUGUGCCGUGACGGAAAGCCCUUGUCACUGUCACUGCUUCACAAUGUCGGGCUCGAGGACGAAUACCGCAGGAUCCGGCAGCACAGGGCUAUCAUCACUGAGGACAACAAGGUGAACGGCGUGACUGAUUCUACGCGAAUUAUGGGCUACUCCUUCCUCUACCCUUCCGUCAUCCCUUGUCCCUAUGUGCAGACGGUCACGCUCACUCCUCAGGAUGAGUUCUUCAUCCUGGGUAGCCGCGGCCUGUGGGAUGCCGUGUCUCCCACCGAAGCUGUGGAGGCCGUUCGCAACGUCCCAGACGGCCUGGCUGCUGCUAAAAAGCUGUGCACGCUGGCGCAGGGCUACGGCUGCACCGACAGCCUCAGCGCUGUCGUGGUCCAGCUGAGUGUGAGCGAAGACUGCUGCUCCUGCUGCUGUUCUGAGCCUCCCCAGCCUCCUCCGAGCCCCGGCUUAGGCCCCUAUCCUCCCUCAUCCUCUGCCAUCAAAGAGCGGCCCUCCGACGGCUCUCUGCCUGUUCCUCCGUCCUCCUGCAGUGAGAUCAGCAGUGAGAUCAGCACCAGUGAGAUGAGCAGCGAGGUGGGCUCCACGGCCUCAUCUGAUGAGCCUCCACAGAGCUCCUUGGUACUCCUACAGGAGCAGCCCCACCACCCUCACCUCCACCUGCACCACCAGGCCCACUUGAUGUCCCUACAGCACCAGCAGGCCCACACAGCUACCCAGCCCUGCCAGUAUCUGUUCCCAGCUUCAGAGCUGCCUUCUACCCGUAGCUGCUGUGCCCUCCAUCCUGCCUGUUUAGCAGGAUCCUUUCAGAGGCAGCUAUCUAGUGCCACCUUUUCCAGCGCCCUGUCUGACAACGGGCUGGACAGCGAGGACGAAGAGCCCAUCGCUGGUGUUUUCUCAAAUGGGAGCCGUGUGGAAGUAGAGGCAGACGUCCACUGCCUGAAAGCUGACUCCUCCUUGUCCUCGUCUCCUCAAACAUCGAUACCACCAUCCUCUAGUCAGGAGCGCAGCCUGCUCACUCUCCCCCCACCUCCUCCACCACCGUGCACCCCGGAGCCUCUAGAGGACGGAGCUGACAUCAGUCACGGGGAGACAGAGAACGGGCUUGAGAGGGAGGAUUCAUGGCAGGGCGUUGGUGUGGCCGGUGGGGAUGGAGGAAAGCUGGCAGGCAAGAGGAGGGUCAAUGGGUCGGUGGCACGCCAGGAAAAGAGCCACAACCUGAUUGAGGUGGCUGCCGACGCUCCCUCUAAGAAGUCCGGGGGUUACUUCACAGCUCCAGCCCAACCCGACCCAGACGACCAGUUCAUCAUCCCCCCCGAGCUGGAGGAGGAGGUGAAGGAAAUUAUGAAGCAGCAUCAGCAGAAACAGCAGAAGCCGCCUGGAACCGAUCAGCCCACGGAUUAUUACGACACCCCUCUCUGAACAGCAAGCUACAGCCUCAUCUCCUUUUUCAUCAGUCUGAUUUUCCCAUAUGUGGACACAAACACAAGAGUUUCCUCAAGAGGCUGUAAAAUGCACACGAAGAAGUUUCAUCAAGCUUUUUCUAAACAGCCUCCCGAGCUCUGCACAGCCUCUUUAUUGGAGAAACAUGCACUGUAACCUGCUCCACCCAAGCAACUCAUAGAAUAAAAACAAGCAAAUGAGCCCUUUAAUGAUACUCAACCUUCUUGAAUAGCCUGUGGACACAGUUCCUCGUGUCCAUGUCGUGCCCUUCUCUCACAGACUGUGGAACGUUAUUUUUACAUUAGACAACCAGCUGAGUAUGUAAUCAACACUAGUCUCUUUGCAAUAGCAUUAGCUUGCCACAACACUUGUUAAUAUGGAUAACAAUUCCAUGGUUUGUUUGUUUGUUUGUUUGUUUUGUAAGAACUUACCAUAUCUUUUAAUGUGAAAGCAGUGAAGUUGCUGAAAGAACUUUUUAAAAACAAGACACAUAAUCUUUUUAUUAUCAGUGAACUAUGUUGAAUGGUACACCAUUAAUACCACACCUAACUGUUGUAGAUAGGGCACUUAAAAUACUGUAUUUCUUCAGUAAAUCAUGGCUCUUGGCCUGUAAAAUGGCAUAGAAAUUUUUUGUAGAAAUUUGCAAUACUAACUCCUAGGAGUUGCAUACUCUUUAUGGUGACUCAGUCACUUUUACUAAUCUUCUCUGAGAGAAAUGGUGAUUUUUUUUUUCCAAUGAUUGUAAAUAAGAGAAAUGUUGUAUACUGAUGCUUUUAAAGGAACUGCGUACCUGUAUGUCGGUGAAGUUUUUAGUGGCGGGGAGGAUGUGUUGUUUGCUGUUAUGGAGGCGUCACCCCCCCCUUUCUCUUACAACAUAGACCCACAAAGACAACACACAAACACACACACACACACACACAAGUAUUAAUGUGCAAUUGCAGGUCAGAAAACCCAACAUUCCAUGCAAUAUAACUAUGAGUACACUAAGUUGCUAUGGUCUGCUCCACUUUGUUUAAUUGUGAUGUCCUGUAGUCAUCACUGUAUCUAUUGAGCACUAAUCAACAGAUCUUUGCGUGCACACACACACACACACACACACACACACACACACACACACACACACACAUUCAGACAUAACAGACAGACAAACACACAUACAUGGACACUCACAGGUAAUAUUAGUCCCACGUCCCUCCUACAGUAACUGUUAUCACCGGCAUGACUGUGUCAAGUUCAGUAAUACAAAUAUAUCCACAUGGAAAAGAGACAACACAAAUGUUCCUGUCUUUGGUAUAAUAAAUUUUAAAUUUGUGAAUAUAA
Molecule: messenger RNA, 7010 nt
Organism: Acanthochromis polyacanthus (spiny chromis)
Lineage: Eukaryota; Metazoa; Chordata; Actinopteri; Pomacentridae
Gene: phlpp1
Product: PH domain and leucine rich repeat protein phosphatase 1
Exons: 17
Coding region: 318-5669 (1783 amino acids)
Molecular function (GO): protein binding
Source: RefSeq, a predicted model, not a curated record